This is a messenger RNA of Ceutorhynchus assimilis (cabbage seed weevil), 2364 nucleotides long. The record is from the annotation of a GenBank genome assembly. NCBI's taxonomy places the organism in Eukaryota, Metazoa, Arthropoda, Insecta, Coleoptera, Curculionidae.
UAGAUACUUAUAAAAUAUUGCUUUACAAUUCCUGUUCAAAAUUUACGGAAAAUUUCAUGGACUGUCUUUUGUAUUACAAAAACAAGACCAAGAGAAGUACAAAGAACUGUCUCAAAAAUAUGUUAAUGUAUUUCCUGGAAUAGUUGAUUUUAUGGGUGCAGACAUGUGUGAAUGUUUCGACGAAGCUGUGAAAGCUCUGAGCCCAAAAUCGCUGAUAUACGAUGAAGUUAAAGACUAUACGAAGUAUUUUAAGGCAACUUAUUUGAAGGCCUGCGAGUAUUCUGGUAAAUUCAAGUGUUUAACACACGGGGAUUGUUGGUCGAAUAAUAUGUUGUUCAAAUAUUCGCAAACUGGUAAACUUGAAGACAUCAAACUGAUCGACUUCCAACUUACAAGAGAAAGCUCACCAAUACACGACCUUUCCUAUUUCUUUUAUUGUGGAGCGUCAAAAAACGAUUUUGCCAAUCUGGAAAGUUACCUUAAAAUUUAUCACGAAUCAUUAUCCAACGUGAUGAGGCAAUGCGGUGAAGAUGCGAACAUUUUAUUUCCGUAUAAGGAUCUUGUUAGGGAAUGGAAAGAAAACGCUUUGCUUGGGGUUUUUUGGGGUAUUCAUUUAUGGUACAUAAAAUUAUUACCGAAAGAAGAGUACGAGCAGGUUUUGAAGGGUACCGACAAAAUGACACCUGCAGAAGUGCAGGACUUUUUUAAGCAGCUCAUGCGCAAAACUAUUGCUAGCGAUGCUUACAAGGAAAGAGCCAGUGCUAUAUUAAUUCACGCAUAUGAAUUUGGAGUGAUUACAAAAGGGAAGAUUGUAAGAGAGAACUAAAUACCUAGUUGUUAUUUAAUCAAUUUAUUUAUUAUACAGGGUGUCCCAGCCGAGAGUGACCCAUUUUAAAAGCUUAUAACUUUUAAACCAGGUGAGCUAGCUACUUGCGGUUUGUGCCAUUCGAUUUCUCUUGGUCUGAAAUUUUUUCCAGUAGGUUUCAAAUUUUUUUGAAACUAAUACAGGGCGAGUAAAAAAAAAUCCGUUUUUCAACAUCGAAAUUCUCCACUAUUUCUAAUGGAACAUCCUGUAUAUCACAACGUCAAAAAAAAGAUUAAUGUUUAAGGUUUCCAUGUACCAAUAGACAUCGUCCCUAAAACUUGAAGUUUUAGCCAAAAAAAAAAAAAACAAAAUCGAAAUUUUGGUAUUUUUGCAGACGCAUGCAACUUCAUGUUGUAGGAACUUGAUAUCACUAUGGCAAACAAUUUUGUAACUGUCUAGUUAGAUAUCAAUUAAGUUGAGAUACAUUUUCCAAGAUUUAACGAGUUCCAAAAUAUUUUCUCUGGAACUCAUUAAAUAGAGAUACCCCAACAGUAACAGUUUGGUGUGCAAUCUCUAUUGAGAAAAAAUACAGACCAUUUUCAUUGAUGAACCAACAAUAACAGAAACUGUAUACUGUUCUUUUUCCCAUAGUUGAGACAGGAGGUUAUCUUGAAUGAUAUCUAUUUUCAGCAGGAUGAUGCACCCACCUCAUUAUUCAUUAAUAGCAAGGGAAUCACUAGAUAUGAUAUUUGGGGAAAGACGGAUAAGGAGAGCUGGCCGCUGGCCUAUAGAAUGGACACCUUACUCUCUUGACUUGAGAGUUCUAGACUCUUUUCUCUGGCCUUAUGUCAAGGAAAGAUGCGGCAAUACUUUGCUAAAAUAGCCUGAAAGAUCUUAAGUGGAACAUUUUUAAUGUCAUUGAAGCGAUUCUCCAGGAAAUGUUACACAAUUCAUUCAACCAUUUAUUGAUCUACAAAUGCCUGGAACAGAAUGGCUAACAUAUACAUAUAGGUACCUACAGCUUUUUGUAUAGUUUUAUGCAGUUGUUAUUAACUUUUUAUUAGGCAAACAUAAGGUUUGAAGCUUGAAAAUAGGUGUUUGCAAAAAUACAAAGAUUUCGAAUUCGAUUUUUUACGGCUAAAACUUCAAGUUUUAGGGACGAUGUCUAUUAGUACAUGGAUACCUUAAACAUGAAUCUAUUUUUUGACGUUGCAAUAUACAGGGCGUUCCAUUGAAAAUAGUGGAAAAUUUCGGUGUUGAAAAAUGGAUUUUUUUUUACUCGCCCUGUCUAAGUUUAAAAAAAAAAUGAAACCUACUAGAAAAAACUUUAGACCAAGAGAAAUCGAAUGGCGCAAACCGCAGGUAGCUAGCUCACCUGGUUUAAAAGUUAUAAGCAUUUAAAAUGGGUCACUCUCGGCUGGGACACCCUGUAUUUAUUAUUAUUUUACCAAAAAUAUUAUAAAAAUGUUCGUAACUAAUUGAUAUUUAUUUUUUAUUUUGAUAUUUUCGGCCUUGAUGGUUUCGCGUUAUUUAAUAAUAAAUAAAUACUUUCACGUGGA